AUGGUUACAUAUACCAGUUAUGUUGCUGGUGCAGUAAUUCUGGCCAUGGUGACUGUGCUGCUGGUGAAGUUGUUUGAAUCAUUCAAGUCUUUCAGCAGAAGAAGAGCUCUGUACAGGAAGUUUCCUCAAAGACCUGCUAAUUUCAUAUUUGGACAUUUGCUUGAGUAUCCUGGGCCUAAUGAAAGAGGUUUGGCAAUGCAAAGAGAAGUGACUCAGAGUUUUCCUCGAUGUUUCUUGACAUGGUGGAUGCAGACACCAAUGAUUGUAGUCACUCAUCCAGACACUGUGAAAGUUAUACUCAAAAGUUCAGAGCCUAAAGGUGAGAUCGUAUACAACAUGAUCAGGCCUUGGAUUGGAGAUGGACUCUUGACUAGCAAAGGAAAGAAGUGGGCAAGAAACCGGAGACUCCUGACACCAGCCUUUCAUUUCACAAUCUUGAAAAACUAUAUUGAGUUGAAGAAUAGGUGUGCUGACAUGCUACUGAAAAAGUUUGCUCAGGCAGCCGAAGCUAACCAACCGUUUCACGUAUUUGCUAAUGUGACCAUGUACACGCUUGAUGUCAUUCUGAGAAGUGCUAUGUCCUAUGAAACGAAUUGUCAGAAUUUAGGAGAAAGUCAUCCAUACGUCCAAGCAGUAAAUAAAAUGUCGGAGCUUCUGGUUGACAGAUUUUUUAAACCAUGGCUGUACAAUGACUUCAUCUAUUCCCUAACACCUUCUGGUCGGCGCAUGAAAAAAUACUGUGACUUUGUACACAAGGUUGCUGAGGAUAUCAUUAACAGAAGGAAGGAAAUUAUUAAACAAGAAGGACUUCCAGAUAUCAACAAAACACAGAAACACCGUCAGUGUUUAGACUUCCUGGAUAUCUUGUUGACUGCCAAGGAUGAAAAUGAUGUUGGGCUGACUAAUGAAGAGAUUCGAGAUGAAGUGGACACAUUCUUGUUCGAAGGCCAUGAUACAACAGCAAGUGCCAUAUCUUGGGCACUGUACUCAAUUGCCGAGCACCAGGACAUUCAGAAGCGGGUACAAGAAGAGCUGGAUAAUCGAAUGGCAGGGCGGACAAAAGAGGAUGUACUCUGGGAAGACCUUACAGAGCUGCCGUACCUGACGAUGGUAAUUAAGGAGUCCUUGAGGUUGCAUUCUCCGGUUCCUUUCAUACAGAGAGAGCUGACGGUGGACACAGAAAUUGAUGGUAACAUUGCUCCGGCAGGAACAUUGGUGGAUAUUAUCUUGUACAAUGCCCAUCACAAUCCUGUCAUUUGGGAAGACACUCUGAAAUUUGACCCAGACAGAUUUUUGCCAGAGAAUGUAGAAACGAGAAGUUCCUACGCAUUUAUUCCAUUUUCUGCAGGGCCAAG
Messenger RNA from Candidula unifasciata, 1355 nucleotides. The record is from the annotation of a GenBank genome assembly. Lineage: Eukaryota; Metazoa; Mollusca; Gastropoda; Stylommatophora; Geomitridae.